AUGGCAAAACGUUUAUUCACGAAUCUUCAUGCAAAUAAAUCACUUUCAGCUGAUACUUACGACACUGGAGUUGGUUUCUGUGGAUGGAUGAUCAUUGCUAUCACAUGGCUUAUUUUCCUUUCAACAUUCCCGAUUUCUGUUUGCUUCUGCAUAAAAAUUGUUCAAGAAUAUGAAAGAGCCGUUAUAUUUCGAUUAGGUAGGCUAAUAGGCGGUGGAGCCAAGGGGCCUGGCAUAUUUUUCAUUUUGCCUUGCAUUGAAUCGUAUACUAAAGUGGAUCUGCGAACUGUAUCUUUCAAUGUUCCACCUCAAGAGAUCCUAACGAAGGAUUCAGUAACGGUAUCAGUGGAUGCAGUCGUUUAUUAUCGUAUUUGCAAUGCAACCGUAUCUGUGGCCAAUGUUGAGAAUGCGCAUCAUUCAACGAGGCUUCUCGCUCAAACCACUUUACGAAAUAUGCUUGGAAUCAAAAAUUUGGCUGAAAUUCUAUCAGAUCGCGAUGCAAUUGCCAUGUCUAUGCAGACAUUAUUGGACGAUGCGACUGAAAGUUGGGGGAUUAAAGUCGAGCGAGUUGAAAUAAAAGACGUUCGACUUCCUGUGCAGUUACAAAGAGCCAUGGCUGCUGAAGCCGAAGCAACACGUGAAGCUCGAGCUAAGGUAAUUGCUGCUGAAGGUGAACAAAAAGCGUCGAGGUCUCUUCAAGAAGCCGCUAUAAUUAUUUCAGAAUCACCAGCUGCCCUACAGUUGCGUUAUUUACAAACACUAAGUAGUGUUGCGGCAGAAAAAAAUUCGACAGUGAUAUUUCCAUUACCAGUUGAACUUAUAAGACAUUUCAUUCGAUAA
Molecule: messenger RNA, 837 nt
Organism: Dracunculus medinensis (Guinea worm)
Lineage: Eukaryota; Metazoa; Nematoda; Chromadorea; Rhabditida; Dracunculidae
Source: the annotation of a GenBank genome assembly